AUGAGUGUGGAGAGACAAAUAUCAGUCGAACAAACAAGACCCACCGUAGUACCGGAACAACGCGAGGGAGACCAAUUUGUGGAGAGAGAAAAUGUAGUUGUAUCUGUUCUUGUUAGGGAUGAUGAAUCGUCCACCAUAAGCAAAGUGAGGAAAAAUGUUGAGCAUGAGGUUAAAAAAUGGUCAGACGUAGUCCAUGCUGAAAGAUCCUUUGGUAGCUCACUCUACAGCAUGAAGACCCAAAACAAAAGCCUGACAGAUAUCGUGAUACAGUAUUUCCAGCGAUGCUUUGGUUACGCACUAAAGCAGAGUAAGGAUGAUGAAGAAGGUGUGCGAAAUGGUCUGAAGUCUAUUGUGCCCCAUGCUUAUGGUGACCAUUCUUCCUGUGGCAACUGGUGUGGCUACUUAAAAAAUUCUGCAUCCUACAAACACAGAGGCCUUCCCCAUGGCAAGGAUCUGAUGGACAAAAGCUUGAGGCAGUCCCUGGAAAAGAUCCUAGAAAUUUAUGCUUCAAAUGCCAAGAAGCUGGCUCCCCUUGGGUCGAACCAGGUAAUUGAAGCACUCAACAAUACUAUAGGAAGCAAAGCUCCAAAGAGCAGACACUAUGGAUCUAGUAAUGAUGCUGAGAUCCUACAAAUUGCAGCAACAAAUGGUAAAGAUGAGUUCUCUAUUUAUAUGAAGCCUUGUAAUGUAAUAUCAACAGAAGCAUCUGCUGUGAACAAACUCACCUUCCAAAGAGGAAUACUCUUUUAUGAUGGGAAGCCAAUCACUGAUGCCAUUGCAACUGAUGUGGCCCUGAAGACCUUCAUUGAAAAUUGA
This is a messenger RNA of Stylophora pistillata, 816 nucleotides long. RefSeq lists its product as uncharacterized. Gene Ontology annotation, cellular component: cytoplasm. The record is from RefSeq and is a predicted model, not a curated record. NCBI's taxonomy places the organism in Eukaryota, Metazoa, Cnidaria, Anthozoa, Scleractinia, Pocilloporidae. Gene Ontology annotation, biological process: DNA catabolic process. Gene Ontology annotation, molecular function: 3'-5'-DNA exonuclease activity; nucleic acid binding.